Molecule: messenger RNA, 960 nt
Organism: Saccharomyces kudriavzevii IFO 1802
Lineage: Eukaryota; Fungi; Ascomycota; Saccharomycetes; Saccharomycetales; Saccharomycetaceae
Gene: NBP1
Product: Nbp1p
Exons: 1
Coding region: 1-960 (319 amino acids)
Source: RefSeq, a predicted model, not a curated record
AUGCUAGAAUCUGUACAGGGAUUAUGGAGGGAUUUUUUUGGGGUACGAGAUGACGGCAGGAAAAGAGAAUAUGGAUCUCUAGAUGAAGUAAGAAGACGAUCUGCAUUGAGAAAUAAGCGAAAGCAUACGCGUUCUACGGGGAAAAGCAUGUUAAGAAGACCAAGAAAGGUGGCAGAUAGGAAACCUCAAGAAAGUCUUGAUAAAGGUAGAGAGAAGACAUCUAAGCGAAGACUGGCGAGGAUAUUUCAGACAAUCAAGGAUGUUUUUUCUAAUGAUAAUGAGGAUAUGAGCAAAAUGCAAAGUAUAUGCGGCGACAUGACUAGAAUCCUGAAGAAGCCCCCUCAGGGAAGACCCUCAUACAUGGAUGCAAGUACUGCCAAAUCUAGGAUUCUAAGAAGUGGUGCCUUCAAGAGAAAAAUAUCAGAGUUGAAAUACAAUAAACAACGGAUUAGCGAGUUGAGGAAUGAAAGUUCUGAUGCGUCUUCCAGAACGAAUGCGAAUCAAUCAUUAUACCUAGAUAGAGAAAUGCUUCUACAGCGACAAAUAAGGAACAGAGACGAAAAAAUAAGAUCCUUGGAAAGCAAAUUACAAUCACUACAAGAUAAAUUAAAUUAUUCGAAUGAGAAGUAUAGGAUUCUGGAAGAUUUAUUAGAUUCUUCAAACAUUGACCCGUCAUAUACCAAAUCUAGAAGAGCCAUGUCGAAUCUAGCCAAAGAAAACGGUGAGAUAAAGCCCCUAAAAAUUGACAUUUCACCUUCUCCAAUAAGAAGAACGAAUUCAUUAUUCACUUCAAGCCCUAUGAAAACAUAUAUGCGAGAUGGAAAAAUACCAAAGAUGAAGCCAUUACACGAAAUUAUAUCCGCCGAUUGUCCAACUCCACCCUAUCGUUCAAGAGAAACUGAAAGGGCGGAUGAAACACUUUCGCCAAUCUCAGUAGAUUUUUCAAGUUACCUAUCUUGA